AUGGAUGAUGCUAUGCGUCGCAGCAUCUUUGGUUCAUCUGAUGAAUCAGAUGAACCAUCGCCGAAGCGAAGGCGCUCGAGGUCGCGAGACUCGGGCGCUAAUAGUGGUGUCGGUUCUCCAAUGGACACCACUUCACAGCGAGGUGCCAGUACUUCUGUCGGCACGUCGCAGGAAGAGCGGGACCGCAAUGUGUUGCGUCUCGCUCCAGAAAAGAAGGCAUGGAUGCCUCCCAAAUCCGUCAUGGAUCACUUGUCGGCGACGACGAGUGAUCGUUAUCGAACACAAUUGUUCGAUUCGUCAAGGAUCCAUCACCUUGACCCCAGCGCGAAAGACUAUCGCGCUGAACACGAAUUCUUCAUCGAUGCUUUCUUCAGACAUCGAUGGUACAGUGGGAAUCACAAGCGUGAUGGUCCCUCACUACUUCAGGCGUGGAACGCCUACAUCCAUAACCUCGAGGAUGUAGGUCGUGACGCUUGGAACGACAAACUUAUCAAAGCUCGUGAUAAGUUCGAAAAGCGAACCCCGACAGGUGCACGCUACAAGCUGCACCGUCUGUCAAGGGAGAAAGGGUUACCCUGCCUCUCCUGGGGAGACUCGUGA
Molecule: messenger RNA, 600 nt
Organism: Peronospora matthiolae
Lineage: Eukaryota; Oomycota; Peronosporomycetes; Peronosporales; Peronosporaceae
Source: the annotation of a GenBank genome assembly